This is a messenger RNA of Lachancea lanzarotensis, 2124 nucleotides long. RefSeq names its product LALA0S04e04632g1_1 (gene NOP4). The transcript has a single exon. The record is from RefSeq and is a predicted model, not a curated record. NCBI's taxonomy places the organism in Eukaryota, Fungi, Ascomycota, Saccharomycetes, Saccharomycetales, Saccharomycetaceae. The coding region runs from base 1 to 2124 and encodes 707 amino acids. Gene Ontology annotation, molecular function: RNA binding.
AUGACGUCUAGAAACCAUGGUUCCAACUCCAUACAAAAAGAGGACCCGAAAAAACGAGACUUGUUGGACAUGAAAACGCUUUUCGUCCGUUCAAUUCCGUUCGACGCUUCAGACGAAGAGUUGGCGACGUUUUUCGCUGACUUGGCUCCGAUCAAACAUGCUGUCAUUGUUAAGGACAGUGAGAAGAAGUCUAGGGGAUUUGGGUUCGUGAGUUUUGCAGUAGAAGAUGAUACCAAAGAAGCGUUAGAAAAGGCGAGAAAAACCAAGUUCAAGGGCAGACUGCUUCGAGUGGAUGUGGCCAAAAGAAGAGAUCGAGCUGGCAAUAACAGACCAGAGGCCGAUGAAAAUGCGCGCAGUCCUGAGGCCAGGGAGCAGGAGUUGUUAGGAGGCAAACCAAAGCUCAUCAUCAGAAAUAUGCCUUGGAGUGUGCGUAAUCCAGAUCAACUCAAAAAGAUUUUUGCGAGGUUUGGAACUGUCGUGGAAGCCAAGAUUCCGAAAAAACCCGAUGGGAAGUUGUGCGGAUUUGCGUUCGUGACCAUGAAGAAACUGAUGGCAUGUAAAAAGGCCAUCGAGGAAUCCAAAGAUCUGAAAAUCGACGGGAGACAGGUCGCAGUUGAUUUCGCGGUACAGAAAAGCAAAUGGGAGCAACACAGUCAAACAGCGUCUGUGAUACCAAGCUCGAAACAGGACAGCUCCUCUAGUGAAGACGAAAGCGAAGAUGAGGAGGACGAGAAGCUUCAAGUGGAUGGCGAGGCUUCUGAAGAAAGCGAGAGCGAUGCCGCGAGUGAUGAAAACGACGACAGCGAUGGAAGUGACGCUGAGAGUGCUGCCAACCUCGGAGAAGAGGAAGAGGAAGAGGAAGAGGAAGAGGAAGAGGAAGAGCGUCCUAAGCAAAACAAACAGGAACAAUGGUCCAUUUUUGUCCGUAAUGUUCCCUACGAUGCUACACAAGAGUCCUUGGAAGAACACUUCAGUAAAUUCGGUCCCGUCAAGUAUGCCCUUCCAGUGAUAGACAAGGAAACCGGACUCUCUAAAGGUUCUGCUUUCGUUGCUUUCAGGCAACACGACACCUUUGAUGAUUGUGUCAAAAAUGCACCAGCUUCUGGAACAACCUCUCUACUAAUUAGUGACGAUGUUCCUUACAAAUACGUUUACGAGGGUAGAAUCUUAUCCGUUACGCCAUCCCUAGAUAGAGAAUCUGCCGGAAGAAAUGCCGAUCACAAUGCGUCGCUGCGUAAAGAAACCUUUGGCAAAGCUCCCACUGCCAAAGACAAACGUAAUCUGUACCUGCUGAACGAAGGUAGGAUAACAGAAGGCUCGAAGCUUGCAGAACUACUCAGUGCCAAGGAUAUGGAAAUAAGAGACGCUUCUUAUAAGCUAAGAGUGGAACAGCUAAAAAAGAAUCCGAGCUUGCAUCUUUCUCUGACAAGAUUGGCUGUCAGAAAUCUUCCAAGGGCCAUGACCGACAAAGCCUUAAAAGCCCUUGCGCGUAAGGCCAUUGUUGAGUUUGCGACAGAGGUCAAUUUGAAGAAGAGGCACCCUCUGAGCAAGGAAGAGAUCCAAAGGUCCACGAAGGAAAAGUAUAAAUUCAUGAGUGACGAAGAGAUCGCAGCGCGCAAAAAGAAGGAUAAGAAGCAAGGUGUCGUGAGACAAGCAAAAGUAAUCAUGGAAGUCAAAGGCUCCUCGAGCGGAAGAAGUCGUGGUUAUGGUUUCGUUGAGUUUAGAGAUCACAAGGCCGCCCUUAUGGGGCUAAGAUGGUUGAACGCCCACGAAGUCAAAAGACCAGAACUUCUUGAAGGCCUUAGUGAAGAAGAGAAGAAGGCCGUGGACGUAGAGGGGCUUUCACGUCGCCGUUUGUGUGUCGAAUUUGCGAUUGAAAACGCCAAUGUGAUCAAAAGAAGACAAGAGGCUCAAAAAGGUGGUAAAGAGUCCGCUAAAAGAAAGCGCGAGCAGCCUGCAGCCGACGAAGCUGAAGAAAAGAAUGCAUCUCAUAAGAGAUCGAAGAAGAAUGAUGACAAGAAGUCUCAAAAGACACCCGAAGGCCAAUCUGGUAAGUCAGGCGUCGAUGAGAAUAUCAAGAGAUUGAUUGGCUUCAAACGUAAGAGGAAACAAGGCAGAAAAUGA